This is a messenger RNA of Fraxinus pennsylvanica, 348 nucleotides long. NCBI's taxonomy places the organism in Eukaryota, Viridiplantae, Streptophyta, Magnoliopsida, Lamiales, Oleaceae. The record is from the annotation of a GenBank genome assembly.
AUGUUGGUGGCGGCAAAGCUUUUCGUUGUUGCUUGUGCUGCAAGUAGUGGCGAGCACUGUCACAACACCGACUUGACGAGAAGCGUCGUGCGGUCGGUGAUGCUGGAGAUGGGCGGUGCGUGGGAAGAAGGAGAAGGAGGAGAAGAAGAAGGCGGUGCAGAAGAGAAGAAACUUAUUUGCCGGGUUUCAUUUUGCAUAGGAUCGGAGCUUGAGAAGAAGAGGAAGGAGAGGGCUCAGGCUACAUAUGAAAGGAAGAAGCAGUUGACCAAAUUGCGGAUCAAAGCAGAGAAAGUGGCCGAGGAGAAACUUGGUGGUCAACUCGAUAUUAUUGCUCCAAUCAAGUACUGA